Euleptes europaea (tarantolino) is the source of this 1653-nucleotide messenger RNA. RefSeq names its product NOP58 ribonucleoprotein (gene NOP58). Gene Ontology annotation, cellular component: box C/D methylation guide snoRNP complex; small-subunit processome. The record is from RefSeq and is a predicted model, not a curated record. The transcript has 15 exons. NCBI's taxonomy places the organism in Eukaryota, Metazoa, Chordata, Lepidosauria, Squamata, Sphaerodactylidae. Gene Ontology annotation, molecular function: snoRNA binding. The coding region runs from base 27 to 1631 and encodes 534 amino acids.
GAGCUCCUCGGCUUCUCUCCGCCGCCAUGCUGGUCCUGUUCGAGACCGCGGCCGGAUACGCUAUUUUCAAAGUUCUGGAUGAGAAGAAGCUCCAGGAAGUCGAUAGUUUAUGGAAAGAGUUUGAAACACCUGAAAAAGCAAAUAAAAUAGUGAAAUUGAAGCACUUCGAAAAGUUUCAGGACACAACAGAAGCUCUUGCAGCAUCCACAGCUCUGGUGGAAGGCAAGAUCAGCAAAAACUUGAAGAAGAUUUUAAAGAAGAUUGUAGCUAAAGAUGCCCACGAACAGUUAGCUGUAGCAGAGGCCAAGCUGGGAGGCGUAAUAAAGGACAAGCUGAACUUAAGUUGCAUCCACAGUCCGAUGGUCACCGAACUGAUGAGGGGCAUCCGUUCCCAAAUGGAAGGACUCAUCACGGGCCUGCCGUCGCGGGAAAUGGCAGCUAUGUGCUUGGGGCUGGCACACAGCCUCUCACGGUACAAGCUGAAGUUCAGCCCUGACAAAGUCGACACGAUGAUCGUCCAAGCAAUUUCCCUCCUUGAUGACCUGGACAAAGAACUAAACAACUACAUCAUGCGCUGUAGAGAAUGGUACGGAUGGCAUUUUCCUGAACUGGGCAAAAUUAUCACCGAUAACUUAACAUACUGUAAAUGCCUAAAGACAAUUGGGGACAGAAGAAAUUUCUCCAGUUCCGACCUGUCGGAGGUCCUGCCUGAAGACGUCGAAGAGGAGGUGAAAGCUGCCGCGGAAAUUUCCAUGGGAACCGAAGUGUCCGAAGAAGAUAUAAGCAACAUUCAGCAUCUCUGUGACCAGGUGAUUGAGAUCUCGGACUAUCGAACGCAGCUGUAUGAUUAUCUCAAAAACAGAAUGAUGGCCAUCGCGCCUAACCUUACUGUCAUGGUCGGAGAGCUAGUUGGAGCAAGGCUUAUCGCUCAUGCGGGUUCUCUGUUAAAUCUGGCUAAGCAUCCCGCUUCAACGGUUCAGAUUUUGGGGGCUGAAAAGGCUCUCUUCAGAGCCCUGAAGACCAAACGCGAUACCCCCAAGUUCGGUCUGAUUUAUCACGCUUCCCUUGUGGGGCAAACGACAGCCAAAAACAAAGGAAAGAUCUCGCGGAUGUUGGCAGCCAAGACAGCCUUGACCAUUCGCUACGACGCCCUGGGAGAGAGCACCAGCGCCGAGAUGGGGGUUGAGAACAGGCUGAAAGUGGAAACGCGGCUGAGGCACCUGGAGGAGAAGGGGAUAAGACGAAUAAGUGGCACAGGAAAAGCCUUGGCCCGGGCAGACAAAUAUCAGCAUAAGAGUGAGGUGAAGACGUAUGACCCUUCUGGGGAAUCCACACUCCCUCUGGUUCCAAAGAAGCGCAAAAUUGAAACGGGAGAGGAGGAGACAGAGACACCAGUGAAAGCGAAGAAGGCUAAAGUCGUGGAAAUCAAAGAAGAGCCAGAAGAGACGCAAGAGGAGGAGGAACCUGUCAAGAAGAAGAAAAAGAAGAAACAAAAGGAGGUGGUGGUUUCUGUGGAAGAGGUGGAAGAAGAAGAGGAGCAGCCAACCACCAGCACAGCAGUAGAGAAUACAGAGAAGAAAAAGAAGAAGAAGAAAAAGAUGAAAAUUAAAGAGGAACCAGAAGAUGACUAAAAGAGAGAAGCUGCGAGCUCCU